CUUUGUACUCUGGAACUUUCCACAGUGAAAAUUGUAACCAGAAUCUACCUUUCUCAAUAUAUUCAUCUGUGGCAAGAAGAUAGUCAGCAUGAGUACUACAGGAAAAGUUAUCAAGUGCAGAGCAGCCAUACUCUGGGAGGCUGGCACACCGUUUUCUAUUGAGGAGGUAGAAGUGGCCCCACCAAAGGCAAAGGAAGUUCGCAUAAAGAUUGUGGCCACAGGGCUCUGUGGUACAGAAAUGAAAGUGUUGGAGGAUAAAGGCCGUUUUCCUGUCAUUAUGGGCCAUGAAGGGGCUGGAAUAGUCGAGAGUGUGGGAGAAGGAGUGAGCACACUGAAAGCAGGUGAUAAAGUUAUCACACUCUUUCUACCACAGUGUGGACAAUGUGCUGCUUGCGUUAAUUCUGAGGACAACUUUUGUAUACAAUUCAAACAGUCAGAAACCAGCCUGAUGUCUGAUGGUACCAGUAGGUUUACCUGCAAGGGAAAACCAGUAUAUCACUUUGCCAAUACAAGCACCUUCACUGAAUACACAGUGCUAAAAGAAAUCUCAGUUGCUAAGGUUGACGCAGCUGCACCUCUGGAGAAAGUAUGCCUCAUUAGCUGUGGUUUUUCCACUGGAUAUGGUGCUGCAAUCAACACUGCCAAGGUGACCCCAGGUUCCACCUGUGCGGUGUUUGGCCUUGGAGGAGUUGGCCUGUCUGUUAUUAUGGGCUGUAAAGCGGCAGGAGCGGCCAGGAUAAUUGGGGUGGACAUCAACAAAGAUAAAUUUGAGAAAGCAAAAGAAGUGGGUGCCACUGAGUGCAUCAGCCCACAGGACUUCAAGAAACCCAUCCAAGAAGUUUUAGUUGAUAUGACAGGUGCUGGUGUGGAAUUUUGCUUUGAGGUCAUCGGAAAUCCAGACAUGGUGGCAGCUGCCUUUGCCUCCUGCCAUGAGAGCCAUGGAGUCUGCGUGAUUGUUGGGCUCUUGAAAUAUGGUGUCCAACUCAAUAUCAAUGGCUGGUUGUUCUUCUCAGGACGUACGUUGAAGGGAUCUGUUUUUGGAGGCUGGAAAAGCAGAGAAAGUGUCUCUAAACUGGUUUCUGCUUACAUGGCAAAGAAGUUUAAUCUAGAUCCACUAAUUACCCAUACGCUGAGUCUUGACAAAAUCAAUGAAGCAGUUAAAUUCAUGAAAACUGGAAAAUGUAUCCGCUGUGUCCUAUUACUUUAAGAACGAUGUAAUGAAUGCAAGAUCUACAGCAUAUUUCAUCAACAAAAUUGUAUUCUGUAUAAUUUUCAUGAUUAAGAAGAAUUGUCCACACUGUAGUGUUUCUAUUUUCUUGCCUCCAAUUCAUUCAGCAGUGCAUCUGGCUCAUGCCACCACCACUUCAUCAAAAUUGUUCUUAUGUGACCUAGUGUCACCCCAGAAUAACCUCUCUGAUGGAAGGGAGGAGGGGGUCUUCAUUACAUCAACUUAAAUAAAUCCCAGAUGAACAUUAA
Messenger RNA from Hipposideros armiger (great roundleaf bat), 1476 nucleotides. It is a transcript of the gene ADH6, whose product is annotated as alcohol dehydrogenase 6 (class V). Lineage: Eukaryota; Metazoa; Chordata; Mammalia; Chiroptera; Hipposideridae. Gene Ontology annotation, molecular function: all-trans-retinol dehydrogenase (NAD+) activity; zinc ion binding. Gene Ontology annotation, cellular component: cytosol. Bases 89 to 1207 code for a protein of 372 amino acids. Gene Ontology annotation, biological process: retinoic acid metabolic process; retinol metabolic process. The transcript has 9 exons. The record is from RefSeq and is a predicted model, not a curated record.